Messenger RNA from Daldinia vernicosa, 1159 nucleotides. RefSeq names its product inorganic phosphate transport PHO88. The transcript has 3 exons. The record is from RefSeq and is a predicted model, not a curated record. NCBI's taxonomy places the organism in Eukaryota, Fungi, Ascomycota, Sordariomycetes, Xylariales, Hypoxylaceae. Gene Ontology annotation, cellular component: endoplasmic reticulum; mitochondrion. The coding region runs from base 386 to 964 and encodes 192 amino acids. Gene Ontology annotation, biological process: protein targeting to ER.
UGGGGUACGUAUAUUAUACUUUAGUUACAUACAUUAGCGCAUUUUAGCAGCUGGCAUUUCAGUGAUAAUCUUGAGGAUUACCUAAUAUAAUACAAUUGCGCAAUGAGUAAGGUCGUCACCUACAACGGAACGUGGCCAGAACUUGAUAAGGAAUAUGAUAAGGUACGGAAGAACCUUGGUCCCUUGCUUUUUCUACAUCCGUCGCUGUAAUUUGAUGCGAUAGAUUCCAAUUGUAGGCCACCACCAAUUGUUACGUUUUCCAUUCUUUUGGGUCGCUUGUCGCCUUCGCGCAUCGGACAGAAACGCUUGUCAUCCUCUUCUGCUAGCCUAAGAAGCCGUUCUCUUUGGUUCAUUAUAUCGUCUUAUACUUUCACCAGCAAUCAAAAUGGCUAUACUCAGUCCUCAAGUAACCAACAUCAUCAUCAUCCUUGGGAUGAUGCAAGUUUCCAAGCGAAUCCCCUUCGAUGAUCCCGAUGUUCUCAACAUUGUUCGCGCGCUCUACAUUGGUAGCAAUGUAAUCAUCGCUGGUAUCUACGCCUACGUCCAAUACCAGAUCAACAAGAAGAAGGAUCUUACUACGCUCAAAUACGUCGAACCGGCUCCGAUGGGAUCUUCGGAGGAGGGCAAGCUUGUGACUACCACCGUCCAAGCCUACGAUUCGCAGCAACUCAAGAACUCUAUCCGAUCGCAGAUUAUGGGCCUUGCAAUGAUGGGCUUUAUGCACUUAUACAUGAAGUACACCAAUCCGCUCUUGAUCCAAUCCAUCAUUCCGCUCAAGGGUGCCAUCGAGUCCAACUUGGUCAAGAUCCACCUCCUUGGCCAGCCGGCGAUUGGUGAUCUCAAGCGUCCCUUUAAGCAACCUGCCGGACUCAUGGGUGGUCUUCAGAGCGGGCCUGCGCAGAGCGAUAAGAAAGCUGUUGAAGCCGCCGAGCGUGCCGGUCGGGGUGGUGUCAAGGACGAGUAAUAAUCUUAUAAGUGGCUCGUUCAUCUAAAGUAGUUUAAUGGAGGGACUUGCAGCAUAAUAUUAACGCUGUAGACGAAGAAAACCAUGGGUGUUUUACUACUAAUAUAGACUAUACGUACAUCACGAAUAGACGACUUGCAUAAUUUAUGUAUAGUUGAUAUUUGCAUAUCUAAUUGCUGUGAUAAUGCCGACAAC